AUGAACAUUCUUAAAUGCUUAAUAAUUAAAAUCGCAAAGUUUGAUUUCUUAGAGAGUUUUAAUUACAACAAAUUCUUGGUUAUUAUAGUUUUUAUGUAAAUUUUAUUAAUAUUGUCUUGUUAAUUAUAUAACAGAUACAUCUUGUAAGAGGGAUAAUCAUGUCAAUAAGUUAUAAACUAAUAUAACUGAGUUUAAGGAAGAGAACAGUUACAAAAAUAAAAUCGAUGAGCAUCCACUUUAUUACAAUAAUUAAGUAGGAUAAUAUAAUUUGAUUAAAUAUCGAAAACCUAAAAUAAAAGAAUAAUCUUAAAGCAGAAGAUAAGAAUGGAUUCGAUAUUCCCUUUAAGAGUUGAAUCGGUAUGUCUUAUAUAGCAACAAAAUCCUUGUCACAAUGUUAAAUGAACAAAAUCAAUAAGUCUAAUGUAGAUUAUUGUUUUUACAUCUUAAUCUUAAACUCAGGAUUAAAUUGAUAUUAUUAAAAAGAACCUAAAUUCAGCACGAAGAAAUAGUUGUACAUUAAUCAAGUUCAAAUGCAAUACUUUAAAUAGUGUUUGAUCAUUAAUUUUGUGAAACUUAAUCGGAGGUAAAGCAGGUAGGUUUUAGUUUAUAAGGUGUAUUUUGUGUCCUAAUUAUUUUCAUGAAGAAUAAUCAUCACAAAAAUAAUUAGGGAUUCCAGUAGCUAUUAAAUUGUGUUUAAAAAUUGACUAAUUAUGUCAGUAGACCACUUGGAGAUUAUUGUUAAAAAUGAGAAAUUAGACACAAGUUAGUGGAGUAGCUAAUACAAUGAGGGG
Paramecium octaurelia is the source of this 791-nucleotide messenger RNA. The record is from the annotation of a GenBank genome assembly. Lineage: Eukaryota; Ciliophora; Oligohymenophorea; Peniculida; Parameciidae.